GAUGAAAGAGAAAGUCAUACUUCUCUUUUCUCUCUCUUUCUGCCUUCCAAUCUCCUUUUUUCAAAUCUAGAUCUCCUUCCUUCUCUUGUUCUUCAUUUUUUUCUCCAACAAUCAACGAGAAAAAAAUUACAGCCUCCCACCUCAAAUCCGGUAACGCUCCAGAUUCUUCUCUCUCGAGCUGCUCCUUCCUUCUGUUCUUUCAUUUUUCGACCUCAAAAUUGGUGACUCUCUAUAUCGAUCAAGAGGGACAGAUCUAGGUGAGUCGAGUUUCAUGUUUUAUAUUUUAUUAUUUGUUUGUGAAUUUUCAAUUCCGAUCUUCCUCAUUUUUUUUCAUUUGGUGUUCUUGAUUGUGGUGGAGGAAAUGAGAUGACACAGAAAAAGAGUUUUUUUUUCUCUCACUCCUUUUUUUCUUUUAGGUAAUAUAUAUUGAUAUUACCACACUAUAUCGUAUGGUAAUGUGUGAUAACUAAAUGUAUUUUUAUAGUCACAAUUUUUUUAAUAGGUGGUAGUGGCUUGUAAUCGACACUAGUUCCUAGAAAAAGAUUUAGAAGACAAUGAAGGGGGAGAAGAAAGUGAAGAACGCCAUAAUUGUAUAUAUAUAUUGAGAUUACCAUAUUAUACCAUAUGGUAAUGUGUCUAUACCAUAUGGUAAUGUGUGCUAAUGAAAUGUAUUUUUAUAAAUAUCAUGUUUUACUAUGGUUGUAGAGGAUUGUAAUUAGAUUUAUAUUAUUUUUAUAUGGUUUACCUUCUCAUACCGUGUGGUAUUGUAUGGUAAUUAUAAUUAAUUUGUGUUCAUUAGAUUUACCAUGUUCUACUAUUAUGAUAUUGUAUGGUAGUUAGAUUUAUACUUUUCUGUAGCGUGUUUUACCAUGUUAUACCAUGUGAUAUUUGUAUGGUAAUUGGAUUUGUAAUUUUAUUCUAGCAUAUUAUACCAUAUGGUAUUGUAUGGUAAUUUCAUUUGUAAUUUGUAGCAUAUCUUACCAUUUUAGUAGAAAUUGAUAAUCAUAUUCAUACAUGUAAUUGCCCUCUUUAGCAUUGAAUUAGUUAAUAAAAAAAUCAUCAUUCAAUUUGAUUCGGAAUUAAAGUAGAAGGAGAUGAGAUGGUUAUAUUAAUUUUUGUUAUAAAGAUAGAGUUAGAGUUAGAGUGGAGAGAACAUAUAUAUUUUUUCACUUCUUUAGUUGUAGAUGGGGAGAGAGAAGAAAUAAUUUAUUUUUUCUUUUAAUAAUAGAAAAAAGAGCGAGAGAGGGUUAGGCAUGGGGAGUGGGGUCCGCACCAGAGUGUCAGUGUCAAUGUCAUCAUUAAAUGGGGGGUCAGUGCAAUUUCACCCUACUGUCCCUCCGUGUUUAAUUUAAAAAAGGGCAAAACCUGACACGUGGAGGACAAAGAAAGGGUUACUCACAGUUAUUGAGGGGGAGGUUACUGGCCUGAUUCGGACCCUCGGGUACGUGCGUGUUCUUUUUUUCAUUUCUAAAUAUUAUUUUUAAUUUCCUAUGUGGCACAUAUGUGGACGGCACUUAAGCGCCACAUAAGCAACGGUCAAACAUAAGCUGGGCAGCAUUGGGUCAAUGCUUAACUCUAACAGUCAAUUGAAAUUCGUGUAACACAAAUGCCACUAAUUCCCAAUAGGUUUGGAUAGUAAUGUAAUUAUUGAGGUUACGUAAUAUAAAUGAUAAUUUCGCAAGAUGUUAUUAUUUUUAGUGGUAUUAGCCCUUUUAUUUAUACAAAACGUCUAUAUAUAACUUUUUUUGAAAUUUUUUAUUUUUUGAUUCUUCCACGGUAGGGGCCGUUUAAUAAAGAUCGUAUAUUAGUAAAUAUUCUUUUUUAUUUUCAUGAUUAAAAAAUCAAGUCCUUUUCAAGUUUAUAGGGUUACCGAUGAAAUGUUAAGCAAUUUUUGGUUAUUGUUAAUCGCACCUUUUAUAUUAGUCGGUUAAUCAUAACCGUACAACCGGUUAUUAUGUCGGUUAACCGACUAUCCAUUUAGCAAGUAAUUCGGUAAGGUUAUAUCAAAAUAAUCAAACGAUAACCGAACCAACAGAAGGUCCCCCUCUUUUUUUUCAAAUUAUGCAUUUUUAAGAUUUUUUUAUGCAUAUGUGCAUGUUCUUUUUUAUAUUUGUAACAUUAAUUUGGGUUUGGCUUGUUAUUCCUAUUGGGACUGAGAGUAUAAAGUGAAGCAAGGAAGAGAAGAGUGAUGAGUGUGAACUCGCUGAGGGAAGCCAAUGAUGAAAGAUGUCCUUUGCUAUCUUUCCUGCAGCAUAAGUCAUCUGAUCUUCCUAAUCCGAUUUGGAUGCCUACAUAUCAAUAGCAAAAUCGGUGGUUUUCUUUUCCUCUUUCAAUCUUAGGGAUCACAUUAGGAUUAAACUGGGAAACAAGAAGAGGGUCGUGGUGGGAAGGAGAUUUUUUGUUCGAAGUGCGAGAGUUUUUUUUUUUUUUGGGAGGAAUAUGACCAUUUUGAGGGAGAGAAACAUAAAUAUGAUAUUCGAUUAUGGAUGGGUUAACCACUAAUCGACUAUUUGAUUAUCGGUUACACCAAAAGUGAUUUCAAUCUACAGAUAACCACAAUGCGUACUUAUAACUAGCUAUUGACCCGGCCCGUUGGCCGGAUUAUUUUAAGUUACCGACUUGUGGAAUGGGGAAGUGAGCUAGAGCAGGAGAGCAUCUAUUUGAGUUGAACUCACAAUUUGGGUCUAUUUGAGUUCAUAUAAUUAUACAUAUGAAACAAUAAUAUCAACCAUCUAGCUAUGCAGUAAAGAAAAUUUCAAAAUUUACAUUAGAUAUGGGUGUUCAUUUUCUUUUGGGUAGCUAGUGUAAUGAAUAUAAUUUAGACCCAAACUAAAUAGUUGUUUAUUGGUAUGAUCCAUAAGUGAUAUUACCAAAUAUGAUUUGACUGGUAAUAAAUUGGGUUUGAGAUGGAUGUUAUUUGCCAUUCAUAGAGGAGGGAAUUUUAAAGGCCUCGUUAGAAAUUAGUUGUUCAAUCGCUACCACAUCAACCGCUAAUGUAUCACUUACCCAUGAGACUUUUUAAUUUAUUGCGAAAUGAGAUGAUCUAAAUUCCUUCAGUUUUGGGUUCAAAUUAGAAAAUUUGCAAUCACUUAUUUCCAUAGUUUUCAUCUCCUACUUUUAAAUGCGCUAGGUUUAAAGUUUCUUUAUCUAAAUUUCACUCUCUCUUCUCCUUCUUUUCAAAAAUUUUCUCUCACUUCUCUCUAAGAAAUUCACCCUUCCAGAAAAUAGAGGGACUGCUGUCGGUGCCUCUCCGGCGACCAGUGGCAGCUCUCCGCCGCACUCUCCUGCUUUUUCACUUUGUGUUUUCAGUUUCCAUCUCUCUUUGCUUUUCUCUUGGUUUCUCUAGCCAUUUUUUGGCAUGCUUUCUCUGCUUGUUUGGUUUCCCCUUCUUGCAGAUCUUGGAGGUUCGGAGAUGAAGCCCAUGGCGACGGACAAGGUAUUGGAGAGCUUGAAGACAGAAGAUAGUCUUCCCUCUGUUUCCUCUGCCUGCGACCCAUCGAAUUUGUUUGGUUUCCCCUGGGUUGUGCUCGGCGGGAGGCAGACUAUUUGUUUGGCUCGGGGUGGUGCGUUUGGAGAUCUUUCUCCUUCUCUCUGCCAUCCGGGUUUGGCAGGAACACGCUACUUGGCUCGACGAUUGGUGGCGAUGUCAUGGGGGCAUUGCAUAGUUCGAGUGAGCGGCGGCGGCGACAAUUUCGGCCACGGCAGCGGGGAACGCAGAGGGGGCAUGGCGGCUAGGGUUAGAGGAUUAGAGGAUAUGUUUUGGAUCCUAGGAUUAAGGAUCUAUUGAGUUCCGGGCUAGGUUUGGUCCUGGUUAUCUACUAAUUUUUAGCCUUUUUUGCAUUGCAUAUCAUAUUUCAUUCUCAAUGUUUUUUUACUCUUCUUUUCCAAUUCAAUUUCAAGUGUAUAUACAAAUGAGGACAUUGGUCUAUGUUAAUCACACAAAGUCUCAAUCCAAAUACAUGUUCGUCUAAUCUUUUUGCUCAUUCUUUGUAUAAAAUGUGGUUCAUUGG
This is a messenger RNA of Linum trigynum, 4010 nucleotides long. The record is from the annotation of a GenBank genome assembly. NCBI's taxonomy places the organism in Eukaryota, Viridiplantae, Streptophyta, Magnoliopsida, Malpighiales, Linaceae.